GUUUAGUAAAGCCACGCCCCUUUAUUCCUCCGCGUCAUCUGUUGCUAGGCGGUUGGCACAGUCUCAGCAGCAAUGGUGGGAGACCCCUUCUUUUGGGCCCUGGCAUCCAGGGGCGGCUGAAGGGCCCCACGUCCAUCCAUCUGUCCACCCAUCCUUCGGAGGGUCCCUCCACGUCCGCCAUGGACCACAGCCCCACCACGGGGGUGGUGACGGUGAUUGUGACGCUGAUUGCGGUGGCAGCGCUGGGGGCCCUGAUCCUGGGCUGCUGGUGCUACCUGCGGCUGCAGCGGCUGAGCCAGUCGGAGGACGAGGAGAGCAUCGUGGGCGAAGGAGAGUCCAAGGAGCCUUUCCUGAUGGUCCAGUAUUCUGCCCGCGGGCCUUGCACCGAGAGGAAGACCCGCCUCGGUGCCCCUGGCCCCACUGAGCAACAUGCCUAAGCCUGGGCCCCACUCCGAGGACCACUUGCCUCCGUCAGUCAUUCAUCGACAACUCGAAUGCCCCACCGAGCCUCUUUAGGACAGAGCUAACCAAUGCAUGUGGAUACAAAUAAGUCCAGAUGAAGUCACAGUCCCACUCUGUCCUGUUCUGAUAGGAAUAUCCCCGUCUCCAGUUCAAGAUUUCAAUUUGCUAGAUAUGGAAACAAGUCCAAGGGAUCUAAGAGGUGACCCCAAGCUGAACACGAGCCAAGAGUGUGAUGCGGCAGCGACAAAGGUCAGUGCGAUUCUAGGCUAAAAGGAUGUCAUGAUCCCACUCUCUUCUGCUUUGCUCGGGCGUCAUCUGGAAUAAUGCUGGACAAGAAGAUGGAAGGGGUCACACGAAGGGCCGCCAAAAUGGCCAAAGGCCUGUAAGCCUUGAGUCCCUCUGAAGAACAUCUGAGGGAUCUGGAUCUGUUUUGCUUGGAGGAAAGAAGCCCGAGAGAAAGGAGACAAGAGAGCCAUGUUUCAAUAUCGGAAAGGAGUCCUAUCAAGGAAAAGAGGGCAAUCCUGUUUCCUGCAGUUCUGGAGACCGGGACACAAUGGAGCUGUGGGUUUAAAUUGCAAGAGAAGAGAUGCCACCUAAAUAUUAGGAAAAAUUUUCUGAGCGUAAAGAGCUGUUCAAAUGGAAUACAAAGUCCAGAAAAGUCUCUUUCUCUGUAGUUUUUGAAGCAGAGGCUGGACAGCCAUCUGUCAGGAGGGAUCGGAUGGCAUCUUUAUGGCAGAAGGGGGUUGGACUGGAUGGUCUUUAGGAUCUUAUGACUUGCAGAGACUGGUCCUUCAGGGCCCUUCUCCAUUUCCUUGUGCCCAUUGCUGACGGUGGAUGAUGGGAGCGUUUACUUGAAUAACCCUCUGAGCCUCUUCGAACGGAGCUACUGAUGCGGUGCAAAUCCGCACAACUGUGAACUGUGUACAUAAUGAGUCGUGCGCUGCUUCAUUUUGUUUGCCUUUCUCUGGGGCUUUUGGAGAUGCAUGACCGCCGAUGGGAUUUCUCUGAAGCCCCUAAUGGAUGGGGAGGGUCUUCUUAGGCGAGUCGCAGGAAAUGGACUAUUCAAAGCUACGUCUCCUCCUUGGCCUAACGCUCUUUCGGAACUUGGUAAUAUUGUUCUGUAUUUAUGCAAGUGAUGGGGAAGAAGCCUUCGAAAUAAUAGAGGCAUGGAACAAUCUGCAAAUAUGAUAGAAAUAGCUGUUUCGCACAAAGUUAGACAGCAAAGGUCAGUGAUGGCUGUGCAGAACUUGAGCCGGAUGGCCUUUCGGAAACCCACUUCCUCUCCAACGGCAGCCUUGUAACUAGUCCCCAUUAUCUCCGCUUUCCAUGCUGUAUAGAUUUCUCAACUGAUUACGUUUUGUAGAUAAAAAUGCAGUUUUUCUCCCUCUCCUGAUAUUGAUAGGGCUUCUGUACAUAACUGGACCCAGGUGUGAAGCCACUGUUGACGUUUUCGUUGUCCUUUCUUUGCUGGUUGGAUUCAUUUUUUCCUGUAUCGAUGCCACCAAAUCUUUUGUAGCGAAAGAGGAGCCUUUGUCCUUUAAUGUCUAUGAAUAUUUGAUAUCGGCCUUCUCUCAAAAGUGGGUCACUUUUCGUUGCCAAAAGUUGGAAGUCCAGCUACAUUUGGAGGAUGAAUUAGAUGGAUGGUGCUGGUGCUGUUAGCCUUCCAAAAGUUCUCCUUAAAUAUAGCUACUGCUUUCCUGAUCCUUUCCAACUCAGUCAAAGUGGGAUGAUUUAUUAUUAUUAUUAUUAUUAUUAUUUGAAACACAAGAUGAGUCCACAGCAGACAAGAUCACUCUGCUGGCUGUUGUACUGGAUCACACUUCGGACACUUCCCAAAUGUCUAAGUCUGUGUGAUGUAUUGGUGAAUAAUGCGUGCAGAUCCCAGUAAGGUGACCUUAUGCAGCUGGCUGAUGGUAAUUUUGUCAGCGCCGAUUGUGUUUAAGUGCAGGCCAAGGUCUUUAGGCACUGCACCCAGUGUGCCGAUCACCACUACUACUGCUGCUACUUCUUAUUAUUAUUAUUAUUAUUUGAAAUACAGCAAGUUGAGUCCACAGCAAACAAGAUCACUAUGCUGGUUGUUGUAUUGGAUCACACGUCGGACACUUCCCAAGUGUCUAGGACUGUGUGAUGUAUCGGCCAAUAAUGCAUGCAGAUCCCAGGAUGGCCUUUUGUAGCCGACAGAUGGUAAUUUUGUCAGCACUGAUUGUGUUUAAGUGCAGGCCAAGGUCUUUAGGCACUGCACCCAGGAUGCCGAUCACCACUGAGACCACCUUGGCUGGCUUGUGCCAGAGUCUUUGCAGUUCGAUCUUUAAAUCCUUGUAUUGUGUCAAAUUAUUAUUAUUAUUAUUAUUAUUAUUAUUAUUAUUUAUUUUAUCUUCCAGAUUGGGCUGCUGCACUGCAUUCCCCAUCAUUCUUCCAUCCAGGUGUAUGUAUAUCCAGGCCAGAUGCUAACAUAUGGAACAUUCUUUGGACUUCAGCUCCCAGAAGCUACCUUUUUGCCCAAGAGCUAGGAUUUCUGGGAACUGAAGCCCAAAGAAAAGGGAAGCAAUGCUCUUCUUGCUGGCCAGAUCCUGGUUUACUUGGUCUAGGGGCCAAUAACAAAGAGUUGGACUAGCCAAGGUCCAGCAAAAAAGCAAGAAAUGCAGUGAGAUAAAUGAAAUCUUAAUGAAGAGAUAAAAAUCAGAUAUUAAACGAAUAAUAAUAUGUUGUUCUUGAAGGCUUUCAUGGUCGAAAUAACUGGGUUGCUGUGAGUUUUCAGGGCUGUACAGCCAUGUUUCAGAAGCAUUCUCUCCUGGCGUUUUGCCCACAUGUAUGGCAGGCAUCUUCAGAGGUUGAGGAUAUUAUUAUUAUUAUUAUUAUUAUUAUUAUUAUUAUGACAGGAAACAAUCAGGGCCAGCUAACACCUCCCAACAAAAGAUUCUCCCAGGCUGCAACCAGACAGGCUUUGCAGCUGCAAGGCCUUUAAAUGCAAAUCAAGGUGGCCAAUUGCAACAUUCACACUUGUCUCAAGUAAACAAGAGUUCUUUCUCCCACUCUGGACAUUAUUUCACAGAUAUAUAAACUCCACUUUCCUACUUCCCAACAGACCUCACAACCUCUAAGGAUGCCUGCCAUAGAUAUGGGUGAAACGUCAGGAGAGAAUGCUUCUGGAACACAGCCAGACAGCCUGGAAAACUUGCCGCAACCCAAUAAUAAUAAUAAUAAUAAUAAUAAUAAUAAUAAUAAUAAUAAAUCAUCUUUGGGGAUCCUUAACUGCUUCUGGCUCAGAAUCCUGCCCAGAGGAUAUUCUUCCACUUUAUGUGGAUGGAAAGGGAAGGGAUUGCAAUCUUACCCCCUUUUCAAUUUGGCCCCAUGACCUGCACUUUGCCUCUUUUCAAAUGGCCUCAAGGCGACUGAAUCAGACAGCUUCCAUGAUAAAGUUCAAAUAAACAAAAUACCACAUUGGAAGAAAGGAGAAAAGCUGCUGUCUGGAGAUUCAUGGGGGAGAAAGGGAGCUUUGUGCUGCCCUCCCUCCCCCUUUGUUUUAAUUUAGGCUGAAAUCAAUACAAAAGCUAUCAAAUUAGUGCAACCGUAAAGUGCAAAGACCCCCCGGAACCCCGUCCUUUUAAGCGGCAGGCUACUGGGCCUGUGCUUCUGUCCGGUUUUCAUGGCUCAUUAUAAAAAAUACUCUUUGAUUUCUAGUCCGAGGAAAUGACACAAGAAGUUUGGGGGAAGGGGGAGAAUUUCCGAGGAAAUGUCAAUAAAGUUUGCAUAAAACCCUGAA
Messenger RNA from Anolis sagrei ordinatus, 4225 nucleotides. Its product is annotated as stannin. Lineage: Eukaryota; Metazoa; Chordata; Lepidosauria; Squamata; Anolidae. Gene Ontology annotation, cellular component: mitochondrial outer membrane. The record is from RefSeq and is a predicted model, not a curated record.